ACUGAAAUAUCUGUUUGCACUUACUUCAGUGCUCUUAUUCUUUGUCCACUUUGUCUUUUUUAAAUCCUAUUUUCAUCACGUUUUUUGUCAUGUCAAUAUAUAUAAUAUAUAUAUAUAUAUACCUACAAUGUGUGUGUUCAUGUGUGUGUAUAUAUAUAUUCUCUGUCUGCAUCUGCACAUAUUAUACAACUUCUGAAACAUGGAUCUCAAGCCAAACUUCAUCUUCUUCUUCCCAAUUCUUCUCAUACUUAUUCUCCCCAUAAACCCUAAUUUCGUCUCGGCUUCCGCAACUCCGAACCCUAGAUGCAUCGCUACAGAACGAGAAGCUCUUCUCACCUUCAAAAAUGCACUGACGGAUUCUUCCGGUCGGCUCUCUUCUUGGACCGGACCCGACUGCUGCAGCUGGACUGGCGUUCUCUGCGGUGACCUGACCGGCCACGUCAUCAAGAUCGACCUAAGGAACCCGAAUCCGAUCACUAACUCGGAUGAAUACAGAAGAGGUUGCUUGGGUGGCAAGUUGCAUCCUUCUCUGUCGCGCCUGCGGUUCUUGAGCUAUCUUGACCUGAGCAUGAACGACUUCGAAGGACUGGAGAUCCCGGGUUUUCUCGGCGGCAUCAUUUCACUGAGCUAUCUCAACCUUUCUUCCUCCUCUUUUUCCGGGAAAAUUCCAGAGGGUCUUGGGAAUUUGUCGAAAUUGGAGACUCUUGAUCUGUAUGCUGAGUCAUUUAGCGACUCGGGCGAGUUUUCUUUGCACGCAAGCAACCUCGAGUGGGUUUCGGGUCUGUCCUCUCUGAGUUACCUGGACAUGGGGUAUGUGAACCUGAGUGAUGUCGGUGAAGUUUGGUUAGAAGAAUUCGACAGAAUCCCGACAUUAAAGGAGUUGCAUUUGUUCAAAUGUGAGCUGAAAAGCUUACCUUCUUCGGUCUCGUCGGUGAAUCUGAAACAGCUUGAAGUUCUCGAUUUGUCUGAAAAUUCUUUGGAUUCUCCCGUUCCGGAAUGGCUGUUUGGUCUCACCAGCCUCAGGAAACUAUUCCUCAGAUGGGAUUUUCUCAAGGGCUCGAUCCCUUCUGGGUUCGAGACUCUAAAACUUCUAGAAGUUCUUGAUCUGUCGAACAACUUGUUCCUCGAGGGCGAAAUCCCACAAGCUCUUGGCUCCCUUCCUCUGUUGAAAUAUCUAGACCUUUCUGCAAACAAUCUACAAGGCCAAAUCCAUGGGUUUCUAGAUGCUUCCUCCAGAUCCAAAGGCGGCAGUAGUCUGGUUUUUCUUGAUCUCAGUUCCAAUAACUUAGCUGGGACAUUACCCGAGUCGCUUGGAGCGCUCAAGAAUCUGCAGGUUUUGGAUCUUUCUUCAAAUUCCUUCACAGGUUCGAUCCCGCCUUCGAUAGGCAACAUGCCGUUCCUGAAAAGACUCGAUCUUUCUUUCAAUUCCAUGGAUGGGACAAUCCCGGAAAGCUUGGGGAAGCUCAAGGAGCUUGUGGAUUUGAAUCUGAUCCAAAAUUCUUGGGAAGGUAUUCUGCAGAGUUCGCACUUCGUCAAUCUUAGAAAUCUCAAAAGUAUCAGUCUGACCACCGAACCAAACAGAUCUCUGGUGUUCAAUUUGCCUCAUGGCUGGAUUCCUCCUUUCAGACUGUCUUAUAUCCAGAUCGAGAACUGCCAGAUCGGUCCGAUCUUCCCAAUGUGGCUUCAAAUCCAGACCGAACUCACUUCUGUCCUACUCCGAAACACGGGGAUCUCGGGUCCAAUUCCAGACCAGUGGUUUUCUGCAAUCGCUUCUGAGAUAAGUUACCUGAAUCUUGCAGACAACAGAAUCAAAGGUAGAUUACCUCAGAAACUCGAGUUUCCAAAGCUGAGCACCAUUAAUCUGACCUCGAAUAGCUUCGAAGGGUCUUUUCCUCUCUGGAAAACAAACGCCACUGAAUUGCUUCUUUACGGGAACAAGUUGUCGGGCUCUCUUCCACGAGACAUCGACGUCUUGAUGCCAAGAAUGCAGAAGAUCUACCUAUCUCACAACAACUUUGACGGCGAAAUUCCAUUGUCUUUUUGCGAAAUUUCUGGACUGCAAAUCAUCUCUCUCAAGAACAACCAUUUCUCUGGUGAGUUUCCCGACUGCUGGCAUCGGUCCUUCAUGCUCUGGGGGAUCGAUGUAUCCAAGAACAAUUUGUCAGGGGGGAUCCCGAGUUCUCUCGGCCUGUUACCUUCUCUGAGCGUCUUGCUUCUGAGCGGAAAUGUUCUAGAAGGUCGAAUCCCGGAUUCCCUCCAGAACUGCACUGGUCUUACAAGUAUAGAUCUCGGAGGAAACAAGCUGACAGGAACACUUCCGCCAUGGCUGGAAAAGAUGUCUUCUCUGUUCAUGCUUCGACUGCAAGCAAACUCUUUUGCAGGUCGAUUCCCAGAUCAGCUCUGCAGCCUUCCUAAUCUGCACAUUCUGGAUCUUUCUGGGAACAAAAUAUCAGGCCCGAUACCAAAAUGCAUCGGCAAUCUCCCUGCCCUCGCUCAUGGUACAAGUAGCGAGGUCUUCGAAAAUCUGUUCUACACUGUCACACGAGGUCGAGAAAAUGGCGAAAUUAUCAACAUCAUUAAUCUGUCCGGAAACAGUAUAACAGGAGAAAUCCCCGGAGAAAUCUUGACCCUUUCUUACCUGCGUGUACUGAAUUUAUCGAGGAACUCGAUGGAUGGAAGCAUCCCAGAGAAAAUCUCUGAACUGAAUCGCUUGGAGACGCUUGAUUUAUCACGGAACCAGUUUUCUGGGACAAUCCCUCGUAGUUUGCCAGCCAUAGCCUCUCUGCAAAGGUUGAACCUUUCGUUCAAUCACUUAGAGGGAAGAAUACCAGAGCUUCUGAAGUUUGACGAUCCGUCCAUUUACACAGGAAAUAAGUUACUUUGCGGGAAACCCCUUCCCAACAAAUGCCCAGGAGACACCCACCACAAUCGUUUGUCUUAACAAAGCAAAGCAAAAAGGUGUUAAGAUGUACCUUGCAAGACAAGUUACCUGAUUUCUCGCAACAAGAAAAAUGUCAUUGCGCAUGUUAGGACUGCAAAAUGUUGUAGGCAUAUGAACUCUGCAACUUCAAUAAAACAAUCAUCUUUCUUGAUCCUUGCCAAAUGCUCUGUGUCAGUCACAAUGCUUGUACCUACGGUACACGUUUUGCUUUUGCAAAGGCCCAGGCAGCUCAUAUAUCACUAGGUCUGAGAGACAAACAGCUUUCAGACAUGGCCAAACAAACGGAAAAUUUGAAUGAUC
Molecule: messenger RNA, 3241 nt
Organism: Tarenaya hassleriana
Lineage: Eukaryota; Viridiplantae; Streptophyta; Magnoliopsida; Brassicales; Cleomaceae
Product: leucine-rich repeat receptor protein kinase EMS1
Exons: 1
Coding region: 200-2941 (913 amino acids)
Molecular function (GO): protein binding
Source: RefSeq, a predicted model, not a curated record